This is a messenger RNA of Hemiscyllium ocellatum (epaulette shark), 681 nucleotides long. RefSeq names its product C-reactive protein-like. Lineage: Eukaryota; Metazoa; Chordata; Chondrichthyes; Orectolobiformes; Hemiscylliidae. The record is from RefSeq and is a predicted model, not a curated record. The transcript has 2 exons. The coding region runs from base 1 to 681 and encodes 226 amino acids.
AUGCGGCCCUCACUCAGUGCUGGCCUUCCGAGAGUGAAGCACAACUUCGGCAUUGACCCGCCAGCAGGAUUAUUGGGCAAGUCGCUCGUAUUCUCGACUCAAACCGACAGUAUUUACGUGAAGCUGCUGCCCAAUGAAUUCUCCCAGCUCUCGGCGUUCACUCUCUGCCUGAGGGCUGCCUCAGAGGAGAAGCGAGCCUACAGUCUGUUGUCCUAUGCCACAAAUGUUACGGACAAUGAGUUGCUGUUCUGGCAAGAGAGAGAGAAGCUGUCCCUGUACUUUGGCAGCGCCUCGUUCAGUUUUGCCCUCCCAGAGAACGACGCUCUGCUGAGGCACAUCUGCGUGAGCUGGGACUCCUCAAAAGGAACCAUCACCUUCUGGCUCAAUGGAGUCCGGAGUCUUCGGAAAGUCAGGAACAGCGGUGGGGUGGUCCGAGGCGGUGGCACGUUCAUCCUGGGUCAGGAACAGGACAGGGUCGAGGGCAAGUUUGAGAGCAAGCAGAGCUUCGUGGGGGAGCUGACGGAUGUCCACCUGUGGGACCAUGUCCUGUCGGCAAACGACAUCAAGGCGCUCAGUCAAGGCUGUCACAGCGCUGGGGGUAACAUCAUCAACUGGAACACAGUGCCAUACGAGAGCAGGGGGGAUGUGAAUGUGGAGGAUAAUCAUGAUUGUUGCUUCUAA